AUGGACAACAGACACGACUUGGAGAAGACCGUCGAGGUCGGAUACCUCGAGCGAACCGUCUCUGAUGAGUCGGUCGUUUCCCAGAACGAGGCCGCCAUCAAUGCCUUCACUCCUGAAGAGCAGAAGAAGUUGAUCUGGAAGAUCGAUCGUCGCCUCGUCCUGACGCUUGGCUUCAUGUACUGCGUGUCUCUUAUGGAUCGUACCAACACUGGUAUCGCCGUCGUCGCUGGUAUGGGUGUCGACCUUCAGCUGGCCAAGGGCUUCCGAUACAGCACGAUCGUCUUGGUCUUCUUCAUCACAUACGUCGCUCUGCAACCUCCAGCAACCGUCAUCCUCCGCAAGCUUGGUCCUCGUGCCUUCCUCCCUGCCAUCACUUUCCUUUGGGGAGCCACCAUGAUCACCUUCGGAUUCUUGACAUCGUGGACACAGCUCAUCCCCCUCCGCCUGGUCCUUGGAAUCUUCGAGGCGGGCUUCUUCCCGGGCUGUGCUUACCUUCUCUCUUGCUGGUACCCUCGCUACGACCUCCAGAAGCGCUACGCCGUCUUCUACCUCAUCGGCAGCAUGAGCUCCGCCUUCAGCGGAAUUUUGGCGUUUGGCUUCUCCAAGAUGGCUGGCCUCGGAGAUAUUGGCCCUGAGUUCGGACAACACUACGGUCCAACAAAGCUCAAGCCCAACGCUCCGAAAGGCGUUCUUCCAGGAAUCGCUGGUUGGAGAUGGAUCUUCAUCAUGCAAGGACUCCUGACCUGCAUUGUCGCCACUAUCGGCUCCUUCACUAUUGCCGACUUCCCCGAGAAGGCUGCUACCAAGACCAAGGCCUUCGCCAUUCCUUUCCUCACAGAGAAGGAGGCUGCCUUUGUCGUCGCUCGCAUUGAGAAGGAUCGUCACGAUGCCAUCGCCGAGAAGUUCAACCUCGGAACUUACCUCCGCUGCGCCUGCGAUAGCAAGAUCUGGGGAUUCGCCGCUCUCUUCAUGUUGACCACCACUUCGACCUACGCUAUCGCCUACUUCCUCCCGAUCAUUCUCCACGAGUCCAUGGGCUACACUGCUUACACCGCUGAGUGCCUCAUCGCACCGCCCUAUAUAUUUGCGGCAAUCUGGAUGUAUGGCUGUGCCUGGUGGGGAGACAAGCACCAUCUUCGUGGACCUCUCAUCAUCAUGAACGCUAUCCUGGGACUCAUCGGCCUCCCCCUCCUCGGCUUCACCACCAGCCCAGCCGCCCGCUACAUCGGCGUCUUCCUCGCCACCACCUCCUGCAACGCCAAUGUACCCACCAUCCUCUCCUACCAAGCCAACAACCUCCGCGGACAAUGGAAGCGUGCCCUUGCCUCUGCCACCCUCGUGGGCGCAGGCGGUAUCGGCGGUAUCAUCGGCUCGACCGUUUUCCGCUCCCAGGACAAGCCCGGCUACGUGCCUGGUAUCUACACUUGCAUCAUCGCUUGUGCGUUGGUUGUCGUUAUUACGUGCUUGAUGGAGCUCAAGUUCUGGAGGGCGAACAAGCGUGCGGCGGCGGGAGGCAAGAUCAUCGAAGGUCUUGAGGGAUUCCGAUACACUCUUUAG
Zymoseptoria tritici IPO323 is the source of this 1557-nucleotide messenger RNA. RefSeq lists its product as uncharacterized. Gene Ontology annotation, biological process: transmembrane transport. Gene Ontology annotation, molecular function: transmembrane transporter activity. The record is from RefSeq and is a predicted model, not a curated record. Bases 1 to 1557 code for a protein of 518 amino acids. Gene Ontology annotation, cellular component: membrane. Lineage: Eukaryota; Fungi; Ascomycota; Dothideomycetes; Mycosphaerellales; Mycosphaerellaceae. The transcript is spliced from 4 exons.